Messenger RNA from Onychostoma macrolepis, 2042 nucleotides. RefSeq names its product SMU1 DNA replication regulator and spliceosomal factor a (gene smu1a). Gene Ontology annotation, cellular component: precatalytic spliceosome. The record is from RefSeq and is a predicted model, not a curated record. The transcript has 12 exons. Lineage: Eukaryota; Metazoa; Chordata; Actinopteri; Cypriniformes; Cyprinidae. Gene Ontology annotation, biological process: mRNA splicing, via spliceosome. Gene Ontology annotation, molecular function: protein binding. Bases 111 to 1652 code for a protein of 513 amino acids.
UUGUGUUUAGUUCAGAUGUAUUCAGAGCCGUAGAAGAAGACCCGUGUGUUGUUCCUGUCGCGGUGUGUCUUGAGCUUCUCACUGCACAUCAGUAUUAUAAUUUUUCAAUAAUGUCUAUUGAAAUAGAGUCAGCAGACGUUAUUCGUCUGAUCAUGCAGUACCUGAAGGAAAACAACUUGCAGCGGACUUUAGCAACUCUCCAGGAGGAGACGACGGUGUCUCUCAACACAGUGGACAGUAUUGAGAGUUUUGUGGCAGAUAUCAACAGCGGUCACUGGGACACUGUGCUUCAGGCUAUACAGUCCCUCAAACUCCCUGACAAGACCCUCAUUGACCUUUACGAACAGGUUGUUCUUGAGCUGAUUGAGCUCCGAGAGCUGGGAGCUGCCAGAUCUUUGUUGAGGCAGACUGACCCCAUGAUCAUGCUGAAACAAACCCAACCUGAGCGAUACAUCCACCUGGAGAAUCUUCUAGCACGCUCUUACUUUGACCCCAGAGAGGCCUAUCCUGAUGGCAGCAGUAAGGAGAAGCGUAGAGCAGCUAUAGCUCAGGCUCUUGCUGGUGAGGUCAGUGUGGUACCACCAUCACGUCUGAUGGCUCUGCUUGGACAGUCUCUGAAGUGGCAGCAGCAUCAAGGUCUUCUGCCUCCCGGUAUGACCAUUGAUUUGUUCAGAGGUAAAGCAGCUGUGAAAGACGUCGAGGAGGAACGAUUCCCCACUCAGCUGGCCAGACACAUCAAGUUUGGUCAGAAGUCUCAUGUCGAGUGCUCGCGCUUCUCUCCUGAUGGCCAGUAUCUGGUUACUGGAUCUGUGGAUGGAUUUAUUGAAGUAUGGAACUUCACUACUGGAAAAAUCAGAAAGGAUCUGAAGUAUCAAGCUCAGGAUAACUUCAUGAUGAUGGAUGACGCAGUGCUGUGCAUGUCUUUCAGUCGGGACACAGAGAUGAUGGCCACAGGAGCCCAGGAUGGCAAGAUUAAGGUGUGGAAGAUCCAGAGCGGUCAGUGUCUGCGGCGAUAUGAGCGUGCUCACAGUAAAGGUGUCACCUGUAUCAGCUUCAGUAAAGACAGCAGUCAGAUUCUCUCUGCAUCCUUUGAUCAGACCAUUAGGAUUCAUGGAUUAAAAUCAGGCAAGUCUUUGAAGGAGUUCAGAGGUCAUUCUUCGUUUGUGAAUGAUGCCACACUUACUCCUGAUGGUCAUCACAUCAUUAGUGCCUCAUCUGAUGGAACUGUGAAGGUCUGGAACGUGAAGACCUCAGAAUGCACCAGCACAUUCAAAUCUUUGGGCACGUCUGCGGGAACCGACAUCACUGUUAACAAUGUGAUCCUGCUUCCUAAAAACCCUGAGCAUUUUGUUGUGUGUAACCGAUCCAACACUGUUGUCAUCAUGAACAUGCAGGGCCAGAUUGUGAGGAGUUUCAGCUCUGGUAAGAGAGAGGGUGGUGAUUUUGUAUGCUGUUCUCUGUCUCCACGUGGCGAGUGGAUCUACUGUGUCGGCGAGGACUUUGUGCUUUACUGUUUCAGCACAGUCACAGGCAAACUAGAGAGAACCCUGACCGUUCAUGAGAAGGAUGUCAUUGGUAUUGCCCACCACCCACACCAGAAUAUGAUCGCCACAUACAGUGAGGAUGGGCUUCUCAAACUCUGGAAGCCAUAACGAAAGAUGUGAUCUGUGUAAUAUGGGGAUUUGGAUUGGUUGGGGCGGGAAGAAGAACACAAUUAGAAUAUGUUGCCUACUUUUUAACCCUUUUUUGUACAUACCUGUUUUUUUUAAGUGCAGUUGAUAAGAUUUUCUAAUUUUUUUCAUGGAGUUAAAUUUGGCAAAUGGAAGCAUCUGUAAUUAAUAGUAAGUUUUGUUUUUUUGGUCCAACAGUAGAUCAUUUUUUCUUGUCAUUCUCUUCCUUUGUCACAUAAUUAAAGCAUUUGACCACAAGUUGUCUUGCACAUUGAAAAGCUAGAGGUGUUAAUUAAAAAAAAAAAAACAUGGAUAUCUGUAAUCAGUUAGUCACCCCUGACAUUAAAAUUCGUAAUCAUAAAAAUGUUCACA